This is a messenger RNA of Phytophthora sojae, 438 nucleotides long. RefSeq lists its product as hypothetical. The coding region runs from base 1 to 438 and encodes 145 amino acids. The record is from RefSeq and is a predicted model, not a curated record. Lineage: Eukaryota; Oomycota; Peronosporomycetes; Peronosporales; Peronosporaceae. The transcript has 3 exons.
AUGCGUUAUGAUGCAUUUCAACAAUUUUGUGGGUUCUUAGUACCUGUUCUACGUGUUUACCUUCCAUACUCUAUCGUUCGUGUUGAAGUUGUCUUGCAUUGCACGCUACGAUGGCUGGCAGGAGGGUGCUUUGAGGACAUUUCUGCCAUAGCAUCAAUGAGUGUCCCAACAUUUUUUUUUGUAUUACUUGCAUGUGAAGAAUUGGAUAUAAACUUUCCUUUAUCGGAACCAGUGAUGAAAGAUCAAUGCAAUUCAUUUGCGUCGAUUAGUGUGCAUGCUUCAUGUGAUCACCUCUCUCGUUUUACAUCUUUUUUCAUUAAAUACCCUGGCGGUACAUAUGAUAUUCGAGCUUUUCAGCUUUUGUCCUUGCAUCGUGUGUGUAAUAAGCUUCCGCUUGGCGACUAUCUAGUGGGAGACAAUGCAUAUAUACCUACAUAA